This is a messenger RNA of Asparagus officinalis (garden asparagus), 2003 nucleotides long. RefSeq names its product replication protein A 70 kDa DNA-binding subunit B-like. Bases 467 to 1858 code for a protein of 463 amino acids. The record is from RefSeq and is a predicted model, not a curated record. NCBI's taxonomy places the organism in Eukaryota, Viridiplantae, Streptophyta, Magnoliopsida, Asparagales, Asparagaceae. The transcript is spliced from 12 exons. Gene Ontology annotation, molecular function: DNA binding. Gene Ontology annotation, cellular component: nucleus. Gene Ontology annotation, biological process: DNA replication; DNA repair; DNA recombination.
CCCUUCCUUAUCGGACCCCUCCCCUGCCCCUCUCCCUCUCUCUUUGAUAACGCCCAAAUCACUCCGUCCUCUCCCCUUCCCCUCUCCCUCUCUCUUUGAUAACGCCCAAAUCACGCCGAACUCUCGCCUUCCCCUCUCCCUCUAUCUUUGAUUAACUGCCAAAACCCCGAUCUCUCCCCUUCCCCUCACCCUCUAUCUUUGAUUAACGCCCAAAACUAUUUAUUACCUUCUUUAUCUGUGCUUUCCCCCGCCCGUCGACGUUCCGACUCCUCGUCUGUUUCCCUCUACCGCACACCUGCUCUUCCCUUCCGUUUUAUGCUUCUAUAAAUACCUUCUGUCUCAAUUUUGAUGGAACAACGAAAGUUUUUUUUUCCAAUUGUGUCAGAUUUUUAUUUGCGGAGUAGAAAAUUCUCAAGAAUGCAAGAUUAAGAUCAAACAACAAUUACAACAAGGAAAACAAGGGAAGAUGACUGCUGAAAGACAACGUAAAGGUGAAUACAGCUUCAUUAAGGAUUUGAAGUUAUAUCAAGAAUCUUUCUCAAUCAAAGUGCUUAUACUAAAAGUGUCCUUGGAGCAAUUCUCAUCGUCAAAAGGUUCAGGUCAGGUUCAAAAGAUUAUUGUGAUUGACGAAGAGGGAACAAAGAUUCAAGCCACACUUUUCAAUGCUACAAUAGCUACAUUUGAGGAAUACAUCCAUCUCAACAAUACCAUUAUCAUCAAGAAUGGUAUAGUCAGGCCUAUAAAUAGGAAAUAUGCAUCGGUAAAUCCGAAUUUUGAGCUUGCUUUUGGACACAACACAAAAAUUACAUUAUCCGAAAAUGAAAUCAAUAUGGGUACCCUACCAUUUUCAUUCAAGCGAUUCAAAGAGGUGACAAAGACAAAUAAUGAAAAUAUAUUUUUCGAUGUGUUAGGAUUCAUCACUUCAGUGAGACCGUUGUACACAACAAAUACAUCUGUUAGAAGGGAGAUCACAAUAAUGAAUGAAGAGUUGGAUCCAUUGAUAUUAACAUUAUGGGGAGAGUAUGCAGAGAAAGAAGGUCAAGUAUUUGAAGACAAGAAAAAACAACAACCAAUUAUAGCAAUAAUUAAUGUUACUGCAAAUAGAUAUAUGGGAGUUCCGCAAAUAUCAACAAAGCCUGCAACAAUAUUUUUUAUAGAUCCAAACAUUUCUGAAGCACAUACUCUUAAAGAAUGGAUGACAGGGAAGGGGAAAAAUUAUGAGAAGCUGAUGCAGCAUACACCAUCGAAGCUAAUGAGGAGGUCUAAAAAGGUUAUGCUUGGUGAUAUCAUCACAUCAUCAACAGCUACGAAACUGAAUAUGUAUUCCUACUUUAAAGCAGAGAUAUCAGCAAUAAUCAAUCCAGAAUCACCUUGUUACACCGCAUGCAAGAGUUGUCAAAGAAAGGUUUUUGUUGAAGACAUCAUAACUAAUUGCAACAAUUGCAACACUGAAGAUGCAGAAUGGGAAAUAAAGUACCUUAUGCGAUUGGAAGUUAAAGAUCAUAUCAACAAGGCAUAUGUUACACUUUUCGAUGAAGCUCGGUAUCUAACUGGUUGUUCAGCUGAAGAAUAUGUAGAUUCAUUUACUGAAGAAGGAAAGAAAAUGAUGAGCUGUUGCGACAAAGAAUAUCUUUUCUUGGUAAAAAUGAACAGGAAAGAUGAAGAGAAAAGAAUUGAAGGAAGAAUAACCGCUCAAGAAAUAUGCAGCCCAAACAACUUCGAACCAAUAGAAUGUGAUGAAGAUGAAGAUUCAAAGGACAUUUCACUGAAGCGAAAGAGUAUGACAAGCCUGAAAAAAGAUAUGAACAAAAGAAAGUUCAUGAAUAAUGAAAAUAUUAAAAUAGAAACUGAGAAGUGAUACAUCAUUUAUAGUGCUAUGAUGCUAUGAUGAAUACACUUAAUUAUGUUUAUUAAAAAUAUUAUGUCGAGGAUUUUGCACAUGUGUUGAUUUUAAUAAGUACAUUUUUAAUAGUGUUUGUUUGUUUAAAGUAUUAUGAGUCAAA